Messenger RNA from Puntigrus tetrazona (Sumatra barb), 1507 nucleotides. RefSeq names its product dehydrogenase/reductase (SDR family) member 7 (gene dhrs7). Gene Ontology annotation, molecular function: oxidoreductase activity. The record is from RefSeq and is a predicted model, not a curated record. Lineage: Eukaryota; Metazoa; Chordata; Actinopteri; Cypriniformes; Cyprinidae. The transcript is spliced from 7 exons. Bases 179 to 1198 code for a protein of 339 amino acids.
CAAUGCCGGGUCGUAGUCUGAAGUGAGCAGCAGGGUUGGGUUCAGAAGCUGACAGUUACAGCAUGUUGUAACAGACCGAUCCGUCAAGCGCUCAGCUUGCGCAAGAUUUACCACCGCAUUCAGCCACCGCUCCGCAAAAUAGAUAGUUUUUGCAAACUUUCUCGGCCUUUGCACAGAAAUGUUGGACGUAUGCUGGCUGUGUGUGAUUCUCGCUGGGAGCGCGGUUUAUUUACUAACGCAGUUCAUACGCUUCAUUUUCGCAGACGCUGAUCUGACUGUACUGUGGGCGGCGAGGUUCGGCAAAAGACCAGAAUCCAAGUUUAGAGGCAAAGUGGUGUGGAUUACCGGAGCCUCGAGUGGCAUCGGGGAAGAGUUGUCCUAUCAGCUCGCGGCGCUCGGUGCUCGGCUAGUACUGUCUGCCCGCAGGGAGAAUGAGCUGGAGAGGGUAAAGCGCACAUGUUUAGAGCGCUUCUCUCUAAAGGAUGAGGAUAUUCUUGUCCUUCCACUUGAUUUGUUGGACCGUGGAUCACAUCAAGAAAAAACCGAAGCAGCUCUGAAGCACUUUGGUGAUAUAGAUGUGUUGAUAAACAACGGAGGCCGGACGCAGCGUUCGCUGUGCACCGAUGCUGAUGUGGAGGUGUACCAGGCACUUAUGGAGCUCAACUUCCUUGGCACCGUAUCUGUCACUAAGCAAGUGCUGCCCCACAUGAUCCGCCGUGGGAAUGGUAUCAUAGCCACCGUCAGCAGCGUUGCAGGCUUUGUAGGGGCGCCCCUGGCCACGGGCUAUGCUGCAAGCAAGCAUGCGGUGCAAGGGUUUUUUAACUCUCUGAGGACAGAACUCACUGAUUACCCGAACAUCACCAUAAGUACCAUCUGUCCCGGACCUGUAAUAUCAAGCAUUGUUCAGAAUGCGUUCACCGAGGAGCUAGGCAAGCCUGUGGCCACAGCUGGUGAUCAGACGCAUAAGAUGUCUACAGAGCGCUGUGUUCACCUCACACUGGUAGGUCUGGCCAACCGCGUGAAAGAGAUGUGGAUCGCCGAGCAGCCCUUUCUACUCUUCUGCUAUUUGUGGCAAUACGCUCCAACUCUGGCCUGGUACUUGACUAAUGUUCUGGGGAAAAUCCGUGUGCAGAACUUCAAAGCUGGACUGGAUGCAGACUCUGCAUAUUUCAGCAAGCCUAAGGUCAAGACAACUUGAACAUCUCAUUUCACUAAUUUGUGAAUUUCUUACCAGAAGUCACACAGACAUUCCUCUGUUAUUAAUUAAAUAUGAAAACACGGUUUGCUUGCUGUAUCCAUAGCAAGAAGACAUAUGGUAAGUUGUAUAAAAAAAAAAAAAAAGCACGGGCAGUUGAUUUGUUUUCUGUAUUAAAAUGUUGAAAAUUAGUUAUAAAUAGGAUUGAAUAUUCUAACAAUUUAAGUUUGUGUGAACAAAAAACAGUCAAGUAUUCAUAUAAAACAUUUGUAUUUCUUCUGUACAUACAAUUAAACAACCGUAUAAAGCCAA